AACAGCUGGAGCAGAGGAAGAGUGCGGUGUUAUGAAAGGUUUACUUUAGUCUUUGGGCACGGAAACAAGUGUUUUAUUCUGAUAUUAUGAGUGGAAACAUUUAAUUAAGACGGCGAAAGCCACAUAACGAUUCACGAGUCAAGUUUAUGGGAAAAUCGGAGAUCAUGUCUGCCAUCAAGAUUGCCUUACAGCACAAUCAGAGUCGUGCAAAAAGAAAAUCUGGAGAGAUGUCCACAGAAGUGUCUCCUGACUCAAAGUGCCCCAUCUGUUUGGACAUGUUUAACAACAUCUCAUACUUGGACCUUUGCCUACACAAGUUUUGUUUCCGCUGCAUUCAUGAGUGGUCCAAGAACAAAGCGGAGUGCCCACUAUGCAAACAACCUUUUAAUUCCAUCUAUCAUAGUAUCAAAUCAGAGCAAGACUUUAAGAAGUUUGACUUGAAGCCUGCAGACAACGGCUCUUUUGGGACAUUUGGAGGCGUACGCUUUAGAUAUCGCACAACUCUCACAGGGGUCAAUCGACAUAUGCAGAGGACAAUCGCACCACCUGAAAAUGGAGUCAUGUUUGAGACGACAAACCCCCCACCACAAAGGCAAGACCGCUACAUUCGCCGCAUCAUGACAAAGCUAGCUGCUCAGAGGAGAGCAGCAAGUGAAGGAAGAUCUGUUAAUACUUUGAGAGAACAAGAAAUGAUCAACUUUAGGAAGGAACUGUACCGUCAAGGUGUGAGGGUCCGAGGAGUGCGAGACGGUGGCCGAUCUCGAGAUACAUCUGCUGAGUUCUAUAGGAGAAAUCCUGCCUGCUUACACAGACUUGUGCCUUGGUUAAAAAGAGAACUGAUGGUGGUGUAUGGGGCUCAUGGCUCUUUGGUCAAUAUAGUACAACACAUUGUCAUGUCGCGCAUCACUCGCUAUGAUGUGGAAGAUGGCGCUAUGUUAGAAGAACUCAGGCCGUUUCUUCAGGGUUGCACUGAACACUUUCUGCACGAGUUCAUCAGUUUUGCCAAGUCGCCAUUUAAUAUGGAAGCCUAUGACCAGCAUGCGGUGUAUGACUACCAAGGUCCUUCAUCCACGGAUGAAAACAGCUCUAACUCCUCUGUUAUUGCUUUAUCAGAGGAUGAGACUCAGUCAGUAGAGCUGGACCCUCCAGGAGACUCUAACUCCACCAACAUGAGUCACUCUAUGUGGGACGACGAGACGCCCGGGCCCUCCUACUCCACCCAGUCAGAGCCCAGUCGGGUCGAACAGCUCUCACUGCCACAUUCAGACUCUGACAGUAGCGUGGAAGAAGGCCGGGGCUUUCAGGCCCCUGUGGAAACGGUAACCCGUCUUAACCAAAAAGAAGAGACUCCGCAGAAUGAGUUAUUUUCCUCUGACAGCGAGGACUGUGUAAUAGUAGGCUUUGUCAAACCCACUGCCGAAAGGACUCCAGAGCUUGUACAACUUUCUUCAGACUCCUCAGAUGACGAAGAUAAUAAAGAAAACCCCAGUUUGCGGCAACACAUUCGUUUUACAAGUGUCAGUCCCGCGGUAUCACUAAGUAGUGGUCCUGUUGAUGAUGGACCCUCAGAAGGGGCAAAUAUUCCUCAACCAAAUGUAAAAGAAAGGCACAAGACCUCAUCAUUGACCAGUCAGAGGAUGCAUACACCUGAAAAGAGAAGCAAAGAGGCACACAAAGAUGCACGAAUCUCUAAAUACAGGGCACAGAGAAUGAAGAGAAGAUCCCGAAGCAGAGAUCGAAGGACUCCAGAAAAAUCCUACAGCAGAGACAGGGGUCAUUCCCACUCUGCCUAUUACUCUUAUUACAAAAGGAGGGACAGCCACAGCACAUAUACACACAGCAGUCAUUCAGGGAGCCAUCAUUACUAUGACAGAGAUGGUUGGCAUAGCAGAUACACCCGGUCUAGGAGCCGAAGUAGGGAGAGGCGCCGUGACAGAGGACGUUCGAAAUCUUAUUCCAGUAGCCGAUCCCCUUCUGUGAAAAUAAAAUCUCACCAUGAUAAGCCCGGUGGAAAGAGGAAAUACAAAACCAGGCACUUGGAGGAACCUUAUAACAACACUACCAAACGUGAUUUGUCAAAACAUAGAAAAAAAAGCAAAGAUAAAGGUCAGGAUGUGGAGCUCCAUUCUGAAAACUCACCGGAGAGGAGUAGACGGCACCGUAAGAAGAAAAAGAAGCACAAGAAGAAAAGCAAAAGGCACAAGAGCAGUGACCCUAAAGAGAAGACUGUGCUGAACAUCAUCUCUGUUGACAGUGACAAUUGUGCGGACGGGACUCAGGACAAUAGCACUAACAACUCUCCCAGUAAAACCUCACCAGUGCCCACUCUUCCGGACACCGAGGCAGUGUUGUGUUGACUUUAAAAUGUGAAAGCCUGCCAAAAGUUUUUAAGUUCUAAACAUGUUCCAUCACCUUGUUUAGGGCUGGGUCAUAUAAUUUACAAAUAUCUUGGAGACUUGUUUAAUAAUUGCUUUAAUUGGUGUUUUAAUUAUAAGGAAAGUGCCACUGUAAACAAAACUAUGCUGUUAAAAAGUUGCUUUUUUAAUGAAUUUUAUUUGCAUUAUUUGAUCAUAUUGCAGUUGAAUUAUACUAUUAUAAAGUGGUGAUGGAAAGAUCGCAAAUUUUGUUACCUCAGCUGUUUAAUCUUGGGAUAAGUUUUACUUUACAUUAACAGCCACUGUUUGGGGAUAUCUGAAAAACUGUGUUUAUAUUAAAAUUUAUAUUUGUGAUAAAUUAUCCAACUGC
Periophthalmus magnuspinnatus is the source of this 2745-nucleotide messenger RNA. RefSeq names its product topoisomerase I binding, arginine/serine-rich a (gene toporsa). Lineage: Eukaryota; Metazoa; Chordata; Actinopteri; Gobiiformes; Gobiidae. The transcript has 2 exons. Gene Ontology annotation, biological process: protein monoubiquitination; protein polyubiquitination. Bases 147 to 2357 code for a protein of 736 amino acids. The record is from RefSeq and is a predicted model, not a curated record. Gene Ontology annotation, molecular function: ubiquitin protein ligase activity.